AUGAGUAUUACUUUCAGGGUAUCGGCGGAGUGUAGAAGCAGAACCACCAUAACAAGCCAUAGCCGAAGUAACGUUGGCUCAGCUCUUUAUGAGCGUGAGUACAUCACAACACGACAACAUCGUUAUCUUCGACGUAAUGGCAUUAUACUACACAGAGCUAUGGAUUCGAUGCGAUGUGAUCGUAAUUCAACAAACUACGAAGUUUCAGACGAUCAGUCAGAUAAAAGACCAGCGGAAAGAGGAACGGGGAAUGAGUAUUAUGUACAUUAUGAAGGGACCGAUCGACGUCUUGAUGAAUGGGCUCAACGUAGUCAGAUUCAAAAAAUUCUUGUCCAAAGAAAUACAUUAAUUGAUGAUGAUCGCAGAAAAAUAACAAGAGUGCGGAAGAGGACGCAUAUCGAUAUGAUCGAAUCUCCUAAUUCACAUUCCAGUAUAGACGAUGAAAGAACAGCACUGGAGAAAGAACACGAACAGGUUACUAGAGUGAAGCAUAUUGAACGCAUCAGAUACGGGAACUAUGAAAUCGACACGUGGUAUUUUUCGCCUUAUCCGGAUGAUUAUGGAAAAACACACAGCCUUUACAUAUGCCAGUACUGUAUGCGAUAUAUGAAGUUUGAACGAAGCUAUCGUAUUCAUCUACAUGAAUGUCGAAGAAAGGAACCACCAGGCAUUGAAAUUUACAAAGAAAAAUCAAUGUCCGUAUAUGAGGUCCUGGGUAGUAACGACAAGGUUUAUUGUCAGUGCUUGUGUCUUCUUGCGAAAUUGUUUCUGGAUCACAAAACGCUUUAUUUCGAUGUUGAACCUUUCCUAUUCUACGUACUCUGUGAGGUCGACAGUCGGGGUGCUCAGAUGGUAGGUUAUUUUUCGAAGGAGCAAGGUAAUCCUGAUGGAAAUAACCUUGCCUGCAUUUGUAUACUUCCUCCUUUUCAGCGAAGCGGUUAUGGAAAGUUUCUUAUCCAGCUGAGCUAUGAAAUUUCGAAACGAGAAGGCUUAAUUGGUUCACCUGAAAAGCCAUUAAGCGAUUUGGGCAAAUUGAGUUACCGGUCUUAUUGGUCGUGGGCAGUUCUGGAAGUAUUAAGAACCUGUUCAAAAAUUUCGAUAACAGAUUUAAGCCGAAGAACAGCUAUUCAUGUCAAUGACAUUAUUGAAACGCUUCACUCUCUGAAAUUGACGCGCUACUGGAAAGGUGACCAUGUAUUAUAUGUCACGCAACGAUUUCUGUUACACUGCUGGAAAACAGGUGUUGCGAAAAAGCCGCGUCUGUUGUUACGACCUCGACUUUUACGAUGGCAACCACGAUAG
Molecule: messenger RNA, 1302 nt
Organism: Brugia malayi
Lineage: Eukaryota; Metazoa; Nematoda; Chromadorea; Rhabditida; Onchocercidae
Exons: 9
Coding region: 1-1302 (433 amino acids)
Biological process (GO): regulation of DNA-templated transcription
Molecular function (GO): histone acetyltransferase activity
Source: RefSeq, a predicted model, not a curated record